Messenger RNA from Fibroporia radiculosa, 4656 nucleotides. RefSeq lists its product as uncharacterized. The transcript is spliced from 13 exons. Gene Ontology annotation, biological process: nucleosome organization; transcription elongation by RNA polymerase II; transcription elongation-coupled chromatin remodeling. Gene Ontology annotation, cellular component: transcription elongation factor complex. Gene Ontology annotation, molecular function: histone binding; nucleosome binding; DNA binding. Lineage: Eukaryota; Fungi; Basidiomycota; Agaricomycetes; Polyporales; Fibroporiaceae. The record is from RefSeq and is a predicted model, not a curated record. Bases 1 to 4656 code for a protein of 1551 amino acids.
AUGUCGUCGCCAGUGGGUGAUCCAUCUCAGGCCCCCGUCCAUCACGCGGACGAAGACGACCCUAUGCAGGGGAACGAGGUUGACGAUAAUGCUGCAGCAGGCGUCUCCGACGACAGCUCAGAGGAGCCUGAAGAGGAUGAAGAAGAGGAGAGAAAGAUUCGGGAAGGCUUCAUUGUUGAUGAAGUUGAGGACGAGGAUGAGAUGGACGAAGAGGAAGAGAGGCGUAGGCGACGAAAGCGACGAAAGCGACACCACAGACGCCACCGAGAAGAAGAGGAAGCUCUGGAAGAAGACGACCUCGAACUCCUCGAGGAAAAUACAGGUGCCUCUUUCUCUCGAAAUAGGCUGACUCGUCUUCGGCGCGCUAGGGAUUCAGCGUCCCCACCUGCUCCAUCUACAUCUAGGCGGAAACAUGUUGUGGAGUCUUCAGACGACGACCUUGACAAUGAUGACCUAGACCUUCCUCAAGUCCAGGACAUACAAAAAAUUUGGGACGAUGAGGGGAACGUGGGGGGUUUGGACGAGGUGGAUGAAGGGGACGAUGAUAUGGACAACUUUAUCGAGUAUGAGGAUGAGGAAGAGCCCGGAGGCGCGAUGGAUGAAGAGGAACGAGAAGAAAGGAGACAAGAAAGGAGGAGGUUGGAAAAGGCGCGCCGCAAAGCAAUGGGUAGACCUGAACUGGCAGGAAUUGAUGCGAAUGCUUGGGAGGAGAUUCACGAAGUUUUCGGCGACGGUCAUGAUUACGAUUGGGCACUCAUGGCUGAUGACGAAGCGGCGAUUGACGAGGAACAACAAAAGCCGGAGAUGAAAUAUCAGGAUGUUUUCGAGCCUUCAGAGAUACGUGCCCGAAUGCUGACGGAAGACGAUGAUCUUAUACGUGCCCAAGAUAUUCCAGAGAGAAUGCAACUGGCAACGUCCUCGUUGUCAGAUUCGUCGACGUUAUCGUUGCACAAGCCGUUGACCGAGAACGACCUGGAUGACGCGGCUUCUUGGGUGAUCACACGUCUAUCUCCGCGGAAAGAACGCGACUUCUUUCGUGCAGAUGGGGUUUAUCAUCGAUAUUUGCCAGACCUUGUUCAAGCAAUCUCGUGUGCGCUACGAUUUUUAUUCGUCCAGGAGUUCGAAGUUCCAUAUAUCUGGACCCACAAGCGCGAUUACAUCACUUAUUUCAAUCCGGAGGAGCUCAAAACGCAAGUUGAGUUGCUCAACUUGGAUGAGUUGUGGCGUGUAUACACUGUGGGUCAAAAAUACCGCUCGCUUUCGGAGCGUCGCAGCGCCCUCGACUCUAUGUACGGACGGUUAGGCGCGACGGACGAGUAUUUCGAACACGAGAUUCGGAAGCGGAUUGAGAGUGUCGAAAUGGUCGCGGACGCCACCGAAUGGUUAGGGAUGAAAUAUAGAGACGACAGCAAUAGCAGAGCGGCGCUUCGCUUUCACGAUGACGAAGAGCAGAUGGACAUCAAAAAACCCAAGAUGCCUAGUCGUAUAUCCGCCUACGAGUUAGCCAAGAAGAGCAUAAAAUUUGGAAUCCAACCUCAUGAGACUGUUCUCAAUUUUAUCUCAGAGAAUAAAUCACAUUUCGUUGAUGACCCGGAACUAAAUCCUCUAGCUUACGCGGAGCAGUUCGCCGAUCCUGAUGCUAAUAGGGCGCAAUCGCCAGAGGAAUUGCUUGCUCGGGCGAGAAUGAUCUUGGCAACUGAACUCGGCAAGGAUCCUCUUCUCAGGCAAGAAAUGCGAAAUUUGUUUAAAAUGGACGCUCGCGUUUCUGUGUUACCUACCGAGCGAGGUAUUACCAAAAUUGAUGAGCAUAAUCCUUACUUUAACUUCAAAUAUUUACACAAUAAGCGAGCGGUGGACAUGCUACGCACAGCUCAAUUCCUUCAUAUACUUCAAGCCGAGGCUCAACAUUUGGUCACGGUUUCCGUAACUCUACCUGCAGAUGCUAAGUCCACAUUCGAGCGAAGGCUGAAUGAUGCAUUUGCAUCAGACAGUUAUAGCGACACUGCUCGAGCGUGGAACGAGGAACGUUCCCGUGUGAUCCAGGAGACACUCGAACAGCACCUCAUGCCUAUCGGGGUCAAAUGGACCAGAGAAUGGAUACGAGAGGAAGCUGAAGAGUUCCUGGCAGACCGAUGCGCACAGACUCUACGCGAGCGAAUCGAUGUUGCGCCAUAUGCGAACACUGACAUGCGUCCUGGCGAGGCCCCCAGCGUCCUUGCUAUGUCGUGGGGCAAGGGAGAGCCUCACAAGGACGUCAUUACCGUCGUCUUCAUAGAUGAGGCAGGACGUCUCCGGGAGCAUACCAGGAUAGAUAACCUCGUCGAUUCGGAUAACCGAGACGAAUUCGUUGACAUACUCAAAAGGCGGAAACCUGAUGUCAUCGUUGUUGGGGGUUUCAGUAUUGCUACAGCGAAACUAGCGUCGCGUGUUAAGGCUGCCGUUAAGAAUCCGAACGGUGAGCCACUCAGUGAUCCUGCAGAUGCUCGGCCGGAGGAUUCCCUUAAUAUCCCCGUUAUAUAUGUGCUGGACGAGGUCGCUCGUAUUUACCAGCAUAGCAAGCGUGCGGCUGAAGAGUUUAGCGCUCUUUCUCCCCUUGCCAAGUACUGUGUCGGACUCGCGAGAUACACGCAGCAUCCGCUCAAUGAAUAUGCGGCGCUCGGGGCAGACAUCAAGGCUAGUCUUUUCGACGAGGACAAUCAACACCUGAUACCUACGGAGAAGCUGCUGUCUGCUCUAGAGAGAGUCUUGGUCGAUGUGACGAACAAGGUUGGGGUUGACAUCAAUCGUGCCGUCACCGACCCGUACUAUCAACACAUGCUGCCAUUCGUCUGUGGUUUGGGUCCCCGAAAAUCCCAAGUGCUGGUGAAAAAGAUUGCGUCUAUGGGUGGCAACCUUGUCAAUCGAGAUCAAUUUGUUAAGAACACUCUCCUCACGACGAAGAUCUUCCUCAAUGCGGCAGGAUUUUUGCGAAUCGUGCAAGAUUCUGAGCCCAAGCCUAUCAAGAACCGGCACAACGAAGAUUUGGAUGCCCCGGAUCCUCUAGACAGCACACGCAUACAUCCUGAGGACUAUGAGCUGGCUCGCAAGAUGGCAACAGACGCACUCGAACUCGACGAGGAGGACAUUCACGAUGAACAUCCCUCUCAUGUGGUUGCACUCAUCAUGGCUGAUCCAGAAAACGAACGAAAGUUGGACGAGCUCAACCUAGACGACUUUGCGGUCAACAUGUAUGAGACAAACCAAGACAAGAAGCGCCACACGCUCAACAUCAUCCGUUCUGAACUGUUGAAGCCAUUCGGGGAGGAGCGAGAGCCGUUCCCGCUGCCAGCGGCGGAGGAAAUACUUACCAUGCUCACUGGAGAGACCAUGCGCACUUUGCGUGUUGGGCUCAUUGUUUCGGUCUUGGUGCUCCGGGCGAAACAGCAUUUCGUGGCUGUUCGACUUGAUUCGGGCAUUGAUGGUCAUAUCAACUCGCAAUACCUUGCGGACCAUGCGGUUGGGAACCCGGGGGACGUUGUCAAGUCAGGACAGACUAUGCAGGGAGUCAUCAUCGAUGUCAAGCUUGAAUUGGAAAACGAUUCGUUCUGGGUCGAACUAUCAUCGCGACCUGCGGAUGUAGGUGCCGGUGAUAGCCAAUUCCGCCGGGUGAAGCAUGAUGAUGCGUGGGACCACGAGCAGCAUUCUCGCGACACUGAAAUCCAGGCGAGGAAAAAGAGGGCUGAAGUGGACAAGACGCGGCGGGUCAUCAAGCAUCCGAAUUUCCACAACUUCAAUGCCCAGCAGGCCGAACAAUAUCUGGACAAGCAGCAGCGGGGCGAUGUGGUCAUCCGGCCGUCGUCGAAGGGAGUGAACCAUCUUGCUGUGACGUGGAAGGUCGAUGAGAAACUGUUUCAGCAUAUUGAUGUUGUGGAACCCAACGCUGAUCCCACUGGUCAAACCGUGGGCGGCAAGCUCAUUGUCGAUGGCACGCAUCAGUACUCUGAUCUCGACGAACUGAUCGUCAAUCAUGUGUCGGCCAUGGCUCGCAAGGUGGAGGAACUGAUGGCCCACGAGAAGUUUAAGCACGGUGCGGAGGACGAUCUCCACCUCUUUUUGAAGAACUUCGUAGCUGCCAACCCUGCCAAGAGUGCGUAUGGAUUCACCCUCAAUCGCAAACGACCGGGCCAUUUCAGUCUGUGUUUCUUGGCAAACAAAAACUCGACUGUUCAGACAUGGCCUGUGCGAGUGACCCCGGAAGCGUACUACUUGUUUGAUACUCCAGCGACGGGUGUGUCGGAGUUGUGCGACGCAUUCAAAGUCAGACAUAUACACGAGUCGAAGAACCUCGGUGGGGGUGGGCUUGGUGGCAAGACACCGUUCGGGGCCCGCACGCCUGCGAGGACACCAGCACCCGGACAUGCCACUCCCGGACAUAUGUCGGUCCGGCAGGUGGGACGUACACCAAACCCUUACGGCCAAGGAAGCGCUCCGCCCCCGUCAGGGUUUGGUGCACCGACGCCUGCGUCGUACGCUACGCCGAUGCCCUACGGCUCGUCGUCAUACGGUGUGCCUGGGUAUCCACCGCCCCCGGCGAGCGCUGGACCACCCGGAGUGCACCCAUCGCGCGCGGGGUUGAUUCAGCAGUCUGACUGGGGCUCACAGGGGGGUGGCUGGUAA